Messenger RNA from Fusarium keratoplasticum, 840 nucleotides. RefSeq names its product Hva1-TUDOR domain-containing protein. NCBI's taxonomy places the organism in Eukaryota, Fungi, Ascomycota, Sordariomycetes, Hypocreales, Nectriaceae. The record is from RefSeq and is a predicted model, not a curated record. Bases 1 to 840 code for a protein of 279 amino acids. The transcript has 3 exons.
AUGAAGGGCAAAGACCAAGUCAUCCAAGAGUUCAACGAGCUCGUCAACAUGUCGGCCUCUGAGCUGGAAAAGUGGCUCAAGUCGGACGACUCCAACAGCGCAGGCUGGCCAAAGGAGGAUGAGAACGGCGAGACGGUCGGACACGAUAGUGGACGCAAGAUUGUUGAGAUUCUCAAGGAGAAUCCUGAGAAGGAGGUUGAGAAGUACACGGACGAGCAGGUUGAGCAUAUGCGCAAGGUUGUUUCUUACUGCAAGCGUCAUCUUGCUCAAGAGACAAAGAGCAACAGCGAAAAGUCGGCAGAAGAGGUUAAAAAGACUAAGUCAUACGCAUCGCUCAAGAACUGGGGUCACGAUUUCCUCAAGGCUCGUGGAAAGCAGGAUGAUGAGAAGGAAGAAGAGGAAGAAGACGACGACAAGCAGGCUGGUGACAAGCGAAAGACGACUCAAAAUCAGUCUGGACCAAACAAGAAGAGGGAGACUGCAAAGGGAGAGUCAGAGACCAAGGACGAGGAAGAGGAAGAGGAGGUAAGCGAAGAGGAUGCGGAUGAGCCGAAGGAAUCCAAGACAUCAAACGGCAAGUCAAAGAACGAAAAGACAUCAAACGAUAAGGACGACUCUACUCCAAAGAAGGGACCUAAGAAGGGCGAGACGGUCAGCUGGAAGUGGGGACAAGGGGAGCCAGAGGGCAAGGUGCUAGACGUCAAGGCGGAAGAGACUUCAAUCAAGACAAAGAAGGGAAACGAGGUUACGAGGAAGGGAGAUGAGGAGGAUCCGGCGGUUGUAAUUGAUACGGGGAAGAACAAGGCGAUUAAGAAGAAUCAUGAGUUGAACGAGAAAUAG